CUGGCCCAAUUUUAUUGGCUACAAUGGUGUUAAAUCCACGUGUAAAGAACUGAAAUAACAUCUUAUGAUCAAAAGUUCUGAGAACAAACUUAUUCUCACAAUUUAACCUACCCAAAGUUAAAUCUAACAUAGAAGAAUCAAACAUGAGUAUUAAAGAUUGAGAAAUAUUCGGCAAGAAAGAAGAUGAUGAAUGAGAGAAAGUUGCUCCCGGAAGAUUUUAUUUGUCAAUGCUUACUUGUGACAUUUUCUUCACAUAUGGAAUCAUCUGCUGAUAAAAAUUCAACGAGAAAGAAACUAAAGCAUAAUGUCAUUGAGGUUAUUAAUGAACACAUUCAAGCUAUUGCUACUUGCCAUGAACAGAUGGUUAAACAAGCAGUUGAGCAUAAAGCAAGGACCAACACAACUUCACAUGAUUACACUAAAG
Molecule: messenger RNA, 424 nt
Organism: Capsicum annuum
Lineage: Eukaryota; Viridiplantae; Streptophyta; Magnoliopsida; Solanales; Solanaceae
Source: RefSeq, a predicted model, not a curated record